GGAGGGGAGGCCGACAUCCCCGAGGCCCGACAGGGCCGAGAAGGGGGCGUUUUUGCCGGAAUAUAAGAGAACUAAGAUUUCCCUGAGGAGAGACAAGGACGAGGAGAUCCAGCCAUGCCUUCCGAGGGGAAAUCCGACAUGGAUAGGAUCGGCCUCUUCAGUGAGAUGGGGUACAUCACCAUUGGGGACCGAUAUGUUUCCCACUAUAACCGCCCGUUCAACGAAGCCGCCAGCAAGAAGAAGCAGAUGCUCCCCGGAGGCACCAAGGUGAUGUCCGACCUCCAGCCGGGCUACUUCGAGCCCCGUUUUGUCAGGAUCUUCGAAGGCGAGGGCUACACGAAUAGGAACCAACUUCGGAGACGGUAUCUGGUGGAGGAGUCCAAAAAGAACCUGGGCAAAGCCUUCCUGCCCAGUAGUGGAGAGAAGAAGCCGAGCGGACUAGGAAGCUACUACGGGACCAUCGGAGGCCCGUGCCCCUUCUUCAGCAGACAAGCCAGAGCCAGAGACAAAUAUCUUGCUCCUGGGAAGAAUAUAUACACAAACCCAGGCAAGAAAGGCAGCGGAUACGGGUAUCCCAACCUCACCAUCGGCAAGCAGCUUACGCACUCCUCGGAUUUCUAUGACACCGCCAAGGACAAUCUGAAGAAAGAGAUGGAAGCCCACCGCAGCCGGCUCAAAGGGACCGCUUUCAAGCUGAACCUGCACCCAAAGGAAUACUUCAACCCCAACCCUUAUUUCCUGGAAAACCCUCUGCCCCCACUGAAGAAGCGAGAGAAGGCCAAACACACGGGUCUGCCAUUUAAACCAACUUCACCCCCUAAAAAGCCAGGUGGCAUGAAAGCUGGCACGUUUGACCCGUACCCUGCCCAUUCCAAUGAACCUUUUUCGGUGAAACCACCCCAAACCAUCGCGAAGAAAUCAGGAAAGAUCUUCCACCCUCCCAGUGGGCCCAAAAGCAGACCAAUCUCCAGUAUAAUGGCCACCAACAUCAAAAAAUCAUUAAAUGCAGUGAAUUACAAGAACGCAACUAUGAUCUCCUAUUAGCACCGAAGAGAGCGGGGACGCCUGGCCCGGUGGUAGAAAUCGAUGAACAAUUUGUAGUCACUGUCUGAAUGAAAUUAAACAACGGGAAGCCUGUGGACGUGACCAAUUUAGUCUUCAUCUUUUUUCUUGUUCAUGAUGUUUUUUAUAAAUAAAUGUUAUUAAUGGCUGUUUAUAAAGUGGAAAUGGAUUAAUGCUGGGUUUUUUUAUUUGAAGGAAGUAGAAUCAGAUCAAAAGAACUCAUUGUUUGGAACUUGCAAAGCUGUAAAAUCACACAUCUCCAAGAGACCUUCCUUGACUAAACCCUCAUUUCCUUUUCUCCCACUCCCUUCUGUGUCACCCUUAUAUUUGGUGUCACCCUUAUACUUGGUUUCACAUCCUUUAUUCACCCUUCCCUCAGCCCCACAGCACCUA
This is a messenger RNA of Tachyglossus aculeatus (Australian echidna), 1455 nucleotides long. RefSeq names its product chromosome 12 C4orf47 homolog (gene CFAP96). Gene Ontology annotation, cellular component: centrosome. Lineage: Eukaryota; Metazoa; Chordata; Mammalia; Monotremata; Tachyglossidae. The transcript has 8 exons. The record is from RefSeq and is a predicted model, not a curated record. The coding region runs from base 115 to 1044 and encodes 309 amino acids.